Dentiscutata heterogama is the source of this 377-nucleotide messenger RNA. The record is from the annotation of a GenBank genome assembly. NCBI's taxonomy places the organism in Eukaryota, Fungi, Glomeromycota, Glomeromycetes, Diversisporales, Gigasporaceae.
CUUAUGAUGAAGUUUAUUUUUUAAGUCAUAUUAAUAGUAGUGGUUGCAAGUUCCAAGAUGGUGUCAUUUCAAUUUUGAAUUUUUUUUCACCAACUUUAAAAGAUAAUCAACCUACUACAAAACGAUAUGCUUGUACUGGAUUAGACAGCCCAAUUUACAAAGCUUAUAUUAAUCGAGUAUUUAUCCAUACUACUCAUGGUGGAGCACCAAGAAGAGAAGUUGUUGCCCAAGAACUUUUUCCAAAAAAAUUUCCUCCAGAUAAGGCUUGGAAAAUUGAAGGUCUAGUAGUACGAUCUGUUUCAUGUGAGCAAUAUACUACAAAUUCUUCUCGUUUAUGUAAUUAUUGUAAAGAAGUUCAAGAUGACCAAGUUUUUAAA